AUGGCGGCACUCACUGAUGAUGCCGACAACGAUGGCGGCGAAACGUUUGAGAAUGUACCAAGUUCACGGUCUGAUGUUGGGAAUUAUGAUAACUACUAUGGCAGAGGAAUUCGGAAAAGGUGCGUCUAUCGAGUCGCCCUGACGGUAAGUCCAAGUUGCGAAAACGAGCUCAACCGAUUUCUAUAA
This is a messenger RNA of Protopolystoma xenopodis, 186 nucleotides long. Lineage: Eukaryota; Metazoa; Platyhelminthes; Monogenea; Polystomatidea; Polystomatidae. The record is from the annotation of a GenBank genome assembly.